CAUGCCCAUUCUGGGUAUCAACCUCUGUCUCUUCGCGAUCCGUCUGUGACUCUUGUCCCUCGCAUAACGUCUUGCUCGUCACAUUCCUUUUCCCUGCUGCCGCGUCUCGAGAGCCCAAUCGUCCGAAUCGCCGCCCCCUGCGUGUCGUAGCCUUGCCGAAUCCCCUCUCGCCCGUGCAAUCUCCAUCUGUGCCUGACGCCGUCCAACUACCGCGCCGACGACAAAUCUGCCGCCCCUUGGAGCCGCUCCCGCGGCAUUCCAACUUGCUCGUCCUUGAUGGCGACUACCAACCUUAUCGCAGAGGCUCACGAUGGCCAAGCACAGCAGCGGCGAAGACCAUUCUCAACAUGGGUCAAGAAGCUCACCAACUUCAAGUCGUCAUCGGACGGCGAGCGGCAGAAACGACACAUAAGGAUACGGCGUGGCCCCAAGCUCAACAAUCCAUAUCCCCAGUCCGGGCACGUCAGUAACAACCAUGCCAACGGCCAAAGCUCUUAUUCGUUCGCUACCGGCCGCACCGACUGUAGUCUCUCUACGCUAGAUCAACCAACUCGCUUUUCAGCGGAUGGGUAUGCACCACCGACUGUGGGCAGGAGGAGUUUAACUACGACCAUAUCCACCGAAACCGAGCCUGAUCGCCCUCGAUCCGUCAUCGCGCCGAGUCGCGCUCUGAGUCGCGCGCCGAGCUCUGUGACAGGAACAAGCAGAACUGUUGGGGGAGGACAAGAGUCCAGAAGAGGUGGUGAUAGUACAUUUUCAAGCCCGUCUCCAUCGGUCAGGUCCCUCGCUACAACAUUAACCACUAUUCAAUCCUUUGCGCCCCAUGGACAGGCCCCGGUGGCUCCCACUCACAGCAUCACUCAGUCAAUCCAGUUCAGCCAGCCAUUCCCUACGGCUUCCCCGGCAUCGGCCAUUCCAGCGCAUCUUAUCCCGGCGAACCACCUGACGACAUACACGACGGCCACGGCCAACAACCUCCUCACAGACAAUGCAUCCAUUCUGACUCUGGCUUCAUCGAGCAAACGAGGUCGUCGACGAUCGAUGGAUACUGAUGCGUCCGUUCGUGCUCUUGCUCCAUCGUCUCUCUGGGGCGGCAGCCGCGAAAGCCUGCCCCUGAGCGUCCUCAGCGCCAACAUCGACCCUACGUCCAGCCUCCACAACGCCUCCAGGCUCGGCGCAGAACGCAACAGCAUCUAUUCUGCAACCGGAGUGGCCCCAGCGAUCCCGAGCGAGCGCAACAGUCUCUAUGCUAAGCAGGGCGACGGUGCAAGCGUUAGGAGCGGCCGCUUGGGACACGGUCGACCCGAUAGUAUAAGCGGCAGCGUUGCACUCGCCAGCCCCCGAGAGGAGGACUAAACCUGCAACAUUCAUUUUAAACCGCCAUCUUUUAUUGUUUUUGUAUUGGGCGUUCUGGGGGAGGACUGUGUCCGCAUUUCUUA
Molecule: messenger RNA, 1439 nt
Organism: Trichoderma harzianum CBS 226.95
Lineage: Eukaryota; Fungi; Ascomycota; Sordariomycetes; Hypocreales; Hypocreaceae
Exons: 3
Coding region: 277-1356 (359 amino acids)
Source: RefSeq, a predicted model, not a curated record